AUGGCAAUCAACAUGAGCGGCAACUUCAUGAAGCUAUUAUUCCACUUUCGGAGGCACGAUUUGCUAGCGUUCGAAGAGGAACACCGCAAGCUGUUCGCAAAAGCUAAGGAAACUGGCGAUCAUGGACCUGUCACUUCGCACUACUAUUCCGUUAUGUCAACAGUUAUUGAUGAAUAUUUCAAUGGGAACUUCCAUUUUGCCGCUCCGAACAAAGGAGAGAAAACGUUGGAAGAGGCAUUGAAGGGACUGCAUAUGUCCAUUAGUGAGCGAUUGGAUUUGAAGCCUGGAGUUAGUUGUAUCGAUAUUGGAUGCGGCAUUGGUGGCGUAAUGAGGGACUUGAAAGAUACUGGAGCUACGCUUACUGGAAUCACUAUCGCUGGAAAUGAGGUAGAGAUUGGAAAUACGGUGUUCCAAAAAUUGGGCAUCAGCGAACGGUGCCGACUUGUCGAGGCGGAUUGCCACGAUAUGCCAUUAGAAAAUGAAACACAGGAUGCAGCCUACGCCAUCUAUUCCCUGAAAUAUUUCCCGCAACUCGACGGUGUUAUGAGAGAGGUUGCCCGGGUGCUAAAAACAGGAGGAAAGUUUGCCGUGUACGACUUAAUCAAGACGGCCAAAUAUUCGGCGGAAAACGAGGAGGACCGAGAGGUAAUCGAAGGGCUCGAAUAUGCCUGCGGGAUGCCCUCGUUGCAUACUCGCGAAGAAAUGGAAACAGCCGCCGAGAGGCAUGGCUUAAAACUGGUGCAUUCGGAGGAUUUGUCGGCGGAAUCGGGGCUGCCAUUCUAUUUUUGUUUCACGCACUCGCCGCUCUUUAUGUGGAUGGUCAAGAGUGCGGCGAUGAAGGCGUUGAUACAAAUGGCUCAGCGGCUCCGCAUUUUGCCCAAAGGCUUCCACGAAUUCAACAACACAUUCCUCUCUGGAACCGUUGAUAAAAUCGUCGAAGGCGGUCGUCGCGGUAUCCUUUCCGGCUCCGAGCUUUUCGUCUUCCAGAAAGCA
Messenger RNA from Mesorhabditis spiculigera, 993 nucleotides. The record is from the annotation of a GenBank genome assembly. Lineage: Eukaryota; Metazoa; Nematoda; Chromadorea; Rhabditida; Rhabditidae.